AGCGCCUUCCCGGGCCGCGAUCUGUGCUGCUCUCGCGAGAGCUCCCCCUUUUCCUGGCCGGCGCGGAGCGAGAAAGGCCAUGUUCAGCUCUAGCGCCAAGAUUGUGAAGCCUAAUGGCGAAAAGCCAGAUGAGUUCGAGUCUGGUAUAUCCCAGGCUCUGCUGGAGUUGGAAAUGAACUCCGACUUGAAGGCUCAGCUGCGGGAGUUGAACAUCACAGCAGCUAAGGAAAUUGAAGUAGGUGGUGGCAGAAAAGCCAUCAUUAUCUUUGUACCAGUUCCUCAGCUGAAGUCCUUCCAGAAGAUUCAGGUGCGGCUAGUUCGGGAGCUGGAGAAGAAAUUUAGUGGAAAACAUGUGGUGUUCAUUGCUCAGAGAAGGAUUCUGCCCAAGCCAACAAGAAAAAGCCGCACAAAAAACAAGCAAAAGCGUCCGAGAAGCCGUACGCUUACCGCAGUGCACGAUGCUAUUCUUGAGGACCUGGUCUUCCCCAGUGAAAUCGUGGGCAAGAGAAUCCGUGUAAAACUGGAUGGCAGCAGGCUUAUAAAAGUCCAUCUGGACAAAGCACAACAGAACAACGUUGAACACAAGGUGGAAACAUUUUCUGGUGUGUACAAGAAGCUCACAGGCAAAGAUGUGGUGUUUGAAUUUCCAGAAUUCCAGCUGUAAAAUGCAAAAAAAUGGCUGAAUAAACAACUAUUCAUAUAA
Molecule: messenger RNA, 703 nt
Organism: Haemorhous mexicanus (house finch)
Lineage: Eukaryota; Metazoa; Chordata; Aves; Passeriformes; Fringillidae
Gene: RPS7
Product: ribosomal protein S7
Exons: 7
Coding region: 80-664 (194 amino acids)
Biological process (GO): ribosomal small subunit biogenesis; rRNA processing; translation
Cellular component (GO): 90S preribosome; cytosolic small ribosomal subunit; small-subunit processome
Molecular function (GO): structural constituent of ribosome
Source: RefSeq, a predicted model, not a curated record